This is a messenger RNA of Rhipicephalus sanguineus (brown dog tick), 1283 nucleotides long. RefSeq lists its product as uncharacterized. The transcript has 11 exons. NCBI's taxonomy places the organism in Eukaryota, Metazoa, Arthropoda, Arachnida, Ixodida, Ixodidae. The record is from RefSeq and is a predicted model, not a curated record. The coding region runs from base 43 to 1047 and encodes 334 amino acids.
UCAAAGAAAGGCGGCAAAGGCAGGCAAAGGAUAGCAAAGGUCAUGGCGACUGUUUACUGCCAGACAGAGGAGACGCUGCAAAGUAGCCCAUUGAUGUCGCUGCCUGCCGUCGCAUCGAAUGUUCGCAUCAAGGUGGAGCCAAGUAGCCCUGGAACAACACUGCCUCAUGUCAUGGAGAAUGUUGACAUCAAGGUGGAACCCAGCAGCCCUGUGACCGUGCUUCCUCCUGACGUGACCUAUGAUGAAAUCAAGGAGGAGAUUACAAUGCCAAACAGUCCUGUGCCAUCUCCUGUCAUGGACACUGUUGAUAUCAAGGUGGAACCAACCAGCCCUAUGGCCAUGCUUGCUACUGGACACCUCGACAUGGAUGACGAAAAACCAUCCAAUUUAGAAGCCCUGCAGCCGUGCAUCAUAGGCAUAAACCAAUUGUCGAGCUGCUCUGAAGCUUCAAGAGACAUGGCCACCACAGAUAGCAACCCAGGUGCCCGUAAAGACAAUCUGGAGAUGUCAUCUGACGUGGCAUCGAGCUGUGCCAGCCUUUCUGGACUUUCCAGCGACGACUUCAGCGACGACUUCAGCUACGAUGUGAGCGUGGAAGGAUCGCCGUUUGAUUUCGACCCGCCAUCGCGUGAACCAACUGACUUGUGCCGCACCGAACGCAUCGAGCAGUGGCAAAAUGAAGGGUGUUCUUGUGGUGAAUGCCUACCAGCCCGCAGCGACGAGAUGCUGUGCUGCCGGAGCAUCCCCGUCGUCGCGGCAAUGCUCGGGGGAACCACUUGCAUUUGCGAGCACCGAGUGUUCCCGCUGCUCUGUUUAGAUGGCGACCUACUGGAGGUCAGCAGGCGGCAGCUGAAUUUUUAUAACCCUACUUACCUGGAAGGUGCCGAUCGCAACAGUGCACUGAGGUACACUGCAUAUAGGUUGUUCGUCUGGUGGACCUGGAGCAGCCUGGGGCGAGAGAAUCGUCAGCCAUUGCCUGGAUGUGUCCUUCGGCGCAUCAGGAAUGCGUUUCCUUCUGCUACUUACAAGGUGUUUUCUUGGGUAUAGCUUCUCAUCUCAUGCAUAUAAGCAAGACGUCCUACAGAAGAUGAAAACAAGGCCAUUGAACAUCCGUGUCAUGGUGUACAUAGCUUUCAACAAUGUAUGUGGCAAACAUGCAGUUUGCAGAAAGAGAAAUUUAGUGAUGGCCAAAUGACAGCAAAAUGGAUCUCUAUCAUUGCAUGUACAUAUGUCAUUAACUUCCGACAUUGAAAGUUAGGCACUAUGGCAAUACUGCAACUUCU